UCAUCCUUACGGAACCAGCACCCUUCCCUCUCUCUCUCUCACUCUCUUUCUCUCUCACUCUGUCUCUCUCUCUCUUGUGUGUGCAUGCUCUCUUCCUCCCACCCCUUACACCCUGUCUCUGUCUCACUCUCUUUUUCUUCUUCCACUCUCUUGCGCCGCGGCUGCAUGCUCACUGUUCUGAAACGUGAUGAGGCAUCCAGCCCUGUGGGAAUCCCUCCCAGCCGGCAGCGCCCAGCGCAUCUGUGUCCACCAGAGAGGACAGCGGCAACGGCAGCCGUAACUGCAUCAGCGGGGAACAAAAGUGCUCCUCACUCUUCCCCUCACUCCAUCAGCUGCUGCUCAGCAUCCCCUGCCCAGGCAGGCAAGGGACCACUCUAUAACACUGGUGCAUCCGCGCAGGGAAAGUUACCUAAGCCACUUCUAUGUCAUGACCUGAUCUCUGAGAAGAUCCAUCCAUGAGGAACCUCCAGUUACCUGCUGAAGCUGUGUCCUCUAGUAGUGACGUUGAUGCUUUGGAUAGAUGGUAGAUGUCUGUGUCAAACCUGAACAAAAGUUGCACUCAGAGGGUUCAGCCAGAGGUUUCUAUUUAAGACUCAUCAUUUUUAGGACGGAUUCAGCUUUUUGGAGGGUUUUUUCCCGUUCAGAGUGCUCAGAUCUGGAGGAUUUCUAAUCCCACACUCCAUCAAAAUGUCUGUUCUUUUUUCCAUUGCACUUUCUGUCCAGUUCAGAGGCGUGAAGACGGACGUGAAGAGCGCAGAUUCUCACAAACCCUGCCAAAAGGAGGAUGGGUCUCUAGCAGUGAUCUCCAGUACAGAGUUUGACAUAAUGCCUGAGUCAGCAUGGAGUGCAGUCUGUUCUCGACAUUUCCUUUGAACUGCUGCUAGGGGGGCAGGCUGAAAUGGGAGCCAUGGACAGAGGUCUAACGGACAACUCCUCCAUCAGUGCCAAUGCUUCAGACAUCCACCUUGUCACACAUAGCCUGUGGGAGGUCAUCACUAUAGCAACCGUGUCGGCCAUAGUGAGCCUGAUCACAAUAAUUGGGAACGUUCUUGUAAUGCUGUCCUUCAAAGUCAACAGUCAGCUGAAAACUGUUAAUAACUACUACUUGCUGAGCCUGGCCUUUGCUGACCUUAUCAUUGGUAUAUUUUCCAUGAAUUUAUACACCUCCUACAUACUGAUGGGCUACUGGUCACUAGGUAACCUAGCAUGUGAUCUGUGGUUGGCUCUGGAUUAUGUGGCCAGCAAUGCCUCAGUAAUGAAUUUAUUGGUUAUUAGCUUUGACCGCUACUUCUCCAUUACAAGGCCUCUGACCUACAGAGCCAAGCGAACACCAAAGCGUGCUGGAAUCAUGAUUGGCCUGGCCUGGUUUGUGUCCUUCGUCCUGUGGGCGCCUCCAAUUCUGUGCUGGCAGUACUUUGUAGGCAAGAGAACGGUGCCUGAGAGACAGUGUCAAAUCCAGUUCUUCUCAGAACCGGUAAUAACCUUUGGCACUGCCAUCGCUGCAUUUUAUGUCCCCGUUUCAGUUAUGACCAUCUUGUAUUGUCGGAUAUACAAAGAGACAGAGAAGCGCACUAAAGACCUGGCCGAGCUCCAGGGUGUCAACCACUCUACAGACUCUGACAGUAAAGCCCAGCCUCAGAGGGCCAUCAUCAGGUCCUGCUUCAGCAGCAUCUCCAGAGACCAGAAGCAGAAACAGUCAUCUUGGGCUUCAUCCAGCCGCAGCAAAGCUGCCAAAUCUGCCACCGCGUCCAAUGACGAGUGGUCCAAAGCUGACCAGCUGGCCACCUUCAACAGCUACGCCUCUUCUGAAGAUGAGGAGCGGCCCGUGUCUCCUGGACUCCUGCCGGCUUACAGAAACCAUGCUUGUGGAGAGAACAAAGCAGCGCUGUCCAAUGAUGGUGAACAGCUGAGCAGUCAUGAAGACGAGAACUUCUUCCCAUCACCAAUCAAGGCUAACUCCCAAAAAAAUAAGAAGUGCGUCUCAUACAAAUUCAAGCCAGCCGCCAAGGACAGCAACUCUCUACAGACCAGGAACGAAGACACCAAAGCAGCUUCCUUCUCCUCGGCUGAGUCCAUGAGUGUGCCCUCUACAGCCUCAUCCUCCAAGCCUAUUGAUGCGACCCUCAAGAGCCAGAUAACCAAGCGCAAGAGAAUGGUCCUGAUCAAGGAGAGGAAAGCGGCCCAGACUCUCAGUGCCAUUCUGCUGGCCUUCAUUCUCACAUGGACGCCUUAUAACAUCAUGGUACUCAUCUCCACCUUCUGUUCUGAUUGUAUCCCCCUGUCCCUCUGGCACCUAGGCUACUGGCUGUGCUAUGUCAACAGCACUGUCAACCCAAUGUGCUACGCCCUCUGCAACAAGACCUUUCAAAAGACCUUCCGCAUGCUCCUCCUCUGCCAGUGGAAGAAGAAGAGGGAAGAUGAGAAGCUAUACUGGUAUGGACAAAACCCUGCUGUUGGCACUAAGUUAACCUAAGUGCAUCUGAACAAAAUGGAUGAGGAGAGCAUCAUAAUCUCUCUGAAACAUACAGGAGGAAUUUGUUUACUAUCAGAACCUUUUGGUCAUCAUCACUGGCUUCAAUAUAACUGAAUAUGUUUUCCAGUUCAUAGGAACAUGGGUUUCUCAAAUCACUUUUCAAACAUUGGUGAACUAAUGAAGCGCUGAACAAUGGUUGAUUGGUUUAUUGUUCAAGAUGAGGUACAUCUGAGUGUUGCAAAAAUAACAAAUAUAUACUCACAAUUCUUGGUCGGUGAUCUGCUAUUGUCAUUCUGCUAUUUAUGCUUGUCACAAUGUUAGUCUUAAGGGCUAUUACUGUUUCAGCUAUUAGGUUUCGAGUUAAAUAUAUAUAUAUACAUACAUACAUAUAUAUAUAUAUAUAUAUAUAUAUAUAUAUAUAUACAUAUAUAAAAACGCUUAAGAUUGUAUGUGCCCGUCAAAUGCCUUCAUUACUUUUCAAGAAAUAAAUAAGAGCUAAAAACUAAAAAAAAAGAAAGAAAUAAAAAAGAAUUCAAGUG
Messenger RNA from Pygocentrus nattereri (red-bellied piranha), 3012 nucleotides. RefSeq names its product cholinergic receptor, muscarinic 5a (gene chrm5a). NCBI's taxonomy places the organism in Eukaryota, Metazoa, Chordata, Actinopteri, Characiformes, Serrasalmidae. Gene Ontology annotation, biological process: adenylate cyclase-inhibiting G protein-coupled acetylcholine receptor signaling pathway; chemical synaptic transmission; G protein-coupled receptor signaling pathway, coupled to cyclic nucleotide second messenger. The record is from RefSeq and is a predicted model, not a curated record. The transcript has 2 exons. Gene Ontology annotation, molecular function: G protein-coupled serotonin receptor activity; G protein-coupled acetylcholine receptor activity. The coding region runs from base 899 to 2473 and encodes 524 amino acids. Gene Ontology annotation, cellular component: plasma membrane; dendrite; synapse.